CAAAUUGCGACUUGCAUUAGCCGAUUUGGUUCGACUUUUGCGGGCGGAGGAAACCGAUGGAGAAGAAAGGCGGCGCCGAAAGCUGCCCCCCGCCAUUCAUCGCCGGUGAUUUCCUCAGAGUUCGCCGCGCCCGUGUGGUGUCCAUGGAGCAGCGCAAGGAGCAGGACUUCGACCGCUUUCACUCCCACGUCGACGACCGCCUCCUCGCCCUCUUGCCCACCGCCGAUUCCUCCCACGGUCUCUUCUCCCUGACCUUCCUCCGUAGGCUCCUCGACGCCUUCCUCUCCUGCGACGACGAGUUCCGCUGCCUCCUCCUCGCCCGCGGCUUUGGCGGCCUCCUCUCAAGGCCGGACGCCGAUCGCGCGGUCGCCGACCUACUUGAUCGAACCGUCAAGUCGCUCGACGUCUGCAGGGCUGCCUCCUUAGCCCUCGACUCGAUUCGCCACUUCCAUCGGCUCGCCGACACCGCCGCCUCGGCGGCCAUUCCCGGCCAGGGCGGCCGUGUCUGCCGGGCCAUCGCUAAGUUGCUUGCCUCUUUCCUCAAUUCCGCAGCUGCGAGAUCCGAGGGGUCGUCCGGAUCCUCAGGCCGAUCGAGCCGCAGCGGCCAUUUGCGGACGCUGGGACGCAGAAGCUACUUCUCCGGCGGGAAUACGCCGCCUGUGCCCGCCAAUCUGAUCGUCCCUAGGGGCAGCCCGGCCGGCGGCGAGGAGAUCGCCUUCGCGGUCUACGCGAUGAGCUCCGUGCUGGCCUUCACUAUGUGGGCCCUGGCGGCGGCCCUUGUGUGCCAGGAUGGGGGCGGAACGUUGCCGUCGAGUCCGGUGUCGCCUCGGCAGCAUCUGCCUUGGGCGGGGACGAUGGUCCUGCUGCAGGACCGCAUGUCGGAGGAGUGGCGGAGCAGAAAGGGGGAUUUCGUGCAGCUGGCGGAGAUGCAGGCUCUCCAACGGUGCGCGAAGGGGCUAAUGGAGGCGGUGAGGGAGGGCGGAAGGCCUCGGGCAGAGGACGUGGCUGAGAUGGCGAUGAAGCUGGCGGAGGCGUGUCGGAGGUUGGAGAAGGCGCUGGCGCCGCUGGAGAGGCAGGUGAGGGAGGUGUUCCACCGCGUGGUGGGCAGCCGGGCGGAGGUGCUCCGCUGCAUGGAUCAGAACAAGCGCGCUGCGGCGCCUCCAAUUCCCCCUUAAGCUGGAUCGUUCUGUAGCUGCUGGAUUGCUUUCCUCUUUUAGUGUGAAAAUUUGGAAUUUUCCCAUGCUGUUAAUUAUUGGGAGCAAUUUUUUUUCGGCAAUUUAUAAGGACUAGAUUUCUAAAUUGAUCAAAAUAGGUACACUAUUUUGAUAUGUACUAAAGCACAUAUGCUGUAAUCAAAGUAGAAAAAAAAUAAUAGAUGG
This is a messenger RNA of Zingiber officinale, 1379 nucleotides long. Its product is annotated as protein ROH1-like. Bases 57 to 1175 code for a protein of 372 amino acids. The record is from RefSeq and is a predicted model, not a curated record. NCBI's taxonomy places the organism in Eukaryota, Viridiplantae, Streptophyta, Magnoliopsida, Zingiberales, Zingiberaceae. The transcript has a single exon.